Molecule: messenger RNA, 3284 nt
Organism: Gamsiella multidivaricata
Lineage: Eukaryota; Fungi; Mortierellomycota; Mortierellomycetes; Mortierellales; Mortierellaceae
Product: P-loop containing nucleoside triphosphate hydrolase protein
Exons: 8
Coding region: 401-3190 (929 amino acids)
Biological process (GO): microtubule-based movement
Molecular function (GO): microtubule binding; ATP binding; microtubule motor activity
Source: RefSeq, a predicted model, not a curated record
CCUCUCUUACUUCUUUUCUUUGUCUUUCAUUCAACAACAGCAACAGCAGCAACAACAACAACAACAACAACAACAGCAGCAACAGCAACAGCAACAGCUCGUGCCUGGACUAAGCCCAGCCUGGCAUCCAUCCACUCCCACCUCCACCUCCACCUCCGCCUUUUUUACUUCUUAUUCCCUUUUGUCCUCCUUCCUCUCUCCUUGACAACGGAUCCCACCCUCUCCCUUGCAUUCACUUUUGGAUUCCAGAAAACCCAUCGUCCUCUUUCUUCAUUCCUUUUCUCUCUCUUUUUUCUCUCUUCUCUCUCUCUCGCUCUUUUUCUCUUCCUCUUCUCCUUCCUCUUCCUCCCUCCCUGACCCUUCUAGUAAUCUCCUCAAGGACACAUCCAUUAUCAGCUACAUGAUGAAGCCAACCGUUGAUCGCUUACCGAUCCCCUCCUCAACUUCCUCCUCCCCUUCCACUCCACUUUCCUCCCAACAAUCCUCCAGAGCAACCUCCCCAAGCCCCUCCCUAUCGUCUGUUUCCUCUGCUGCUUCCAGUCAACGUACAUCAAUGUAUUCUUCCCCUCGCCCUAUCAGUCGCCAGCAGCAUCAACAGCUGCCGGCCUCAAGUGUUGGACUUGGAGGAGGCAGUAUCAGUAGUCUGAUCCGCAAGAUUCCCUCUCUCGUGGCCGCGACGACAACCCCAAAGUCUGUGCUACCAACACCCAUGGAGCGACAGCAACACAGCGACCAGACCAGUACAGUAUCAUCGACGCUCGCGGCGGUCAAUGCCUCCUCUCUGGCCGCUCCUGCGCCGUCAGAACAACACCUGCGCCCUGCCUCUCCGUCCCUGGUUGGUGCAGCCAAUCCUCCUGCCUCCAAGACGGAGAACGUCACCGUGACAGUCCGUAUCCGACCCUUCAGCAGCUCAGAACUGAAAGUCGCUGGCGGACCUACGGAUGUGUGGGCUGUAUCUGAUGAUGGGUCGAAAAUUGGAUACAAUGACGACUAUGCGGUCAAUGCGCGAAAGACCGCUGUGGAGUAUGCUUUUGACCAUGCCUUAACUGGGAGUAAUAAUGAAGAGAUCUACAGCUCGAGUGUCAAGAAUCUGGUCCAGUCGGCUAUGGAGGGAUACAAUGGAACGGUGUUCGCAUACGGUCAGACCUCUUCAGGAAAAACAUAUACCAUGAGCGGAAACGAGACGCAGCCAGGAAUCACCCCUCGUGCAGUCGAGGACAUUUUCAAAUAUAUCCGCGAAAACUCAGACCGCGAGUUCCUGCUGCGUGUAUCAUAUCUGGAGAUUUAUAACGAGUCCAUCCGGGACCUGCUUUCGCCAGAGUCAAUUGAUUUACGUAUACAUGAGGAUCGACGACGCGGGGUAUAUGUCAGCCCUCUGAAGGAGGAGAUCGUAACCACACCGAGCCAGGUGAUGAGAAUCAUCGAGAGAGGAGACUAUCAACGGCAUGUCAGUUCUACGGAUUUCAACGCACACAGCAGUCGCUCGCACUCGAUCUUUCAAAUCGUCAUUGAAAGCAGAGACCGUUCGCCUGGCAAUGCAGCAGGAAGCCCUACAACACGCAAACCGACCCUGGGUGCCAAAUCCGCCAGUGCAGUUCGUGUGUCACAGCUAAAUUUGAUCGACUUGGCAGGAUCUGAAAAGGCUGCAUCGAACGAGGAGCGACGAAAGGAGGGAGCCUUCAUCAACAAGUCGCUGUUGACACUCGGAUCCGUUAUCUCUAAGUUAACAGAGGAGAAAGGGGCACAUAUCCCAUAUCGCGACUCGAAGUUGACUCGAAUCUUGCAAUCAUCGCUCAACGGAAAUGCACGUGUCUCGGUGAUCUGUACCAUCAGCCCGUCGUCCUUGAAUGUAGAGGAAUCCCAUAACACCCUCAAAUUUGCUGCGCGUGUCAAGAAGGUCGUGACAAGGGCGCAGACGAACCAGGUUAUGGAUGAUAAGGCGCUGCUGGAGAAGUAUCGUCGCGAGAUUAGCGAACUCAAGGCGCAGCUCAUGCUGACGGCUGCUGGUAGUGGCGAGGCAGUCGAUGCUAGAUCUGCAGGUGCCAUGGGCGGUAAACAGCAGGCGGAGCUGUCCACACUUCUGGAGAAGGAGAGGUUGAAGCAUGAGGAAGAGAUGGUGGAAAUGAAUAUGGUCAGAAAUGCACUCAAGGAACGUAUCGAUCAUCUCACCAAGCUAAUUCUGACUUCGCAGUCGAUCAACACCAAAACGACUGCGCCGGAGCAGCUGGCGGGUCGGUCUACGGUUGAGACCUCGGCUGAUGGCACAGUGCUCGAAUUUCCCAAGGAGAUUGAGUCGCGCUUGGCACGCAAAGAUGCGGUUGUGAAGCAGCUACAGCUCGAAUUGGAGGCUCAGCAGGAGAAGAUGGCACUGAUGAAGUCAGCGCUUGAGAAGACGGCCAAGGGAGAGACUGUGGAUAUCGAAAAGACUCUAGCCCGCAUAGAGCAACAGGACUCCUUGCCAAGAGACAAAUUGUUGAGUGAGAAGAGGGCUUCAAUCGUAAAUGUCCAUGCGUUGGCGCACCUGGAUGGAGCAGACGGUGCUGACCUGAUGGCCCUGAGGACUUUGCAGGAGAAGCAGGGGGAAGGGGGACAGCCACAAUCUACCUUCGCUGGUUCUAUUUCUACGCAGGUAAAGGGCUCUGCAAGCUCAGAGAAUGGAUCCAGCAGUUUCUUAGGGCCCAACAACACAUACGAGGAUGAAGACUUGAUGGAUACGCCCUGGAACCGAGAAGAGCUUCAGAGUCUCCGGCAGGCCAAGCGUGAACUCGAGAUCAUUGUGAUCGAGCAAGAAAAGAAAUUGGAGGACAUGGUUGCGUUUGAGGACUCUGACGACUUUCGAAAUCUGGUCCUUGAGCUCGAGGAGCAGCGUGAGAAGAUUCUGGCGAUGGAGGAGGAGCGAGAGAGCCAGAGGGUGACCGUUGCAGAGCUCCGGAAUACAAUCCGUAAAAUGGAACUUCGGCAGUCUGGUCCUGGCACUGCGUCAGCAGGGUUUCCAGGGACUGGAGCGGCUGCUGUCUCUUUGGCAGCGGCGGGCGCACGGAUCAAGGAUCUGGAAAUGGUAGCACAGAAGGAGCGGCGGCUACGAAUGGAAGAGCAGAGCCGAAAUAUGGGUCGGAUUACUUCGCUGGAAGCCGAGCUGACCAUGAUGAAGGCUGAGCUUUCUGUGCGCAACCUGGCGGCAUUUUCGUAAAGUAGAACACAUCUGGAUAUUGAAAUGGCAUUCGCAUAGACACAAGCGAGCAAGUAACACACCUGUAACAAUAAUACUUUUAAUAAUAAUGAAA